This is a messenger RNA of Mangifera indica (mango), 762 nucleotides long. Its product is annotated as zinc finger protein 3-like. The coding region runs from base 1 to 762 and encodes 253 amino acids. The transcript has a single exon. The record is from RefSeq and is a predicted model, not a curated record. Lineage: Eukaryota; Viridiplantae; Streptophyta; Magnoliopsida; Sapindales; Anacardiaceae. Gene Ontology annotation, biological process: negative regulation of abscisic acid-activated signaling pathway.
AUGGAAACCCUAAUUUCUAGCAAAAAAUCCCCUUCAGAGAUCCCAAUCAACUCAUCUUCUUCUCAUGAAAAAGCUCCAACUAAACAACUAUCUAAACCAAACCAACCCAAAUCAGAUUUUCAACAUUUGUUUAAACAGAAGGGUAAUGAAAAUGAUGAUUCAAUUCGUGGAUCUGAAGUAGAACUAAAACUCUUUAGCAUGGGUUCUUCGUUUCAAUCCAAAGAGUUGUUAUCAUCUAUUGAAACCAUACGCAACAGAAAACAACCAAAACAAAGAGGCUUCUCAUGCAAUUUUUGCAACAAAAACUUUUCUACAUCACAGGCCCUAGGGGGGCAUCAAAACGCGCAUAAACAAGAGCGUGCAAUAGCAAAACGACGGAAGGAGAUGGCGAUGGGGGCUCUAGGGCAUCAUCAUUUCUCUUAUUAUCCUUUAUCAACUUUAAAUCAUCAAAUCCCUUUUUAUGGAUCUUAUAAUAGAUCACCACUUGGGGCUAGUCUGCAGUCUCCGCUGAUUCGAAGGCCAGUUGCAACGUUUCCAUGGGUCCCGCUCCGGGAUCGGUUGGGCAAUGGACAACUCCCGAUGAAUUCAAGGUUAGAUUAUGAAAAACUGAGGCAACAAGGUGUGAUGCAGGCUCAUAAUGGUUCGAGCAUUGCGGCUAAUAAGCCUCCCACUAGUGGUGACUAUCUGAAGGGAGAGGGUCUAUUACAAAGUGAACAUCAGGAUGAUCAAGCAUCAAAACUUGAUUUAUCUCUCAAGCUUUAG